This is a messenger RNA of Panonychus citri (citrus red mite), 1637 nucleotides long. RefSeq names its product ras-related protein Rab-27A-like. The record is from RefSeq and is a predicted model, not a curated record. NCBI's taxonomy places the organism in Eukaryota, Metazoa, Arthropoda, Arachnida, Trombidiformes, Tetranychidae. Gene Ontology annotation, biological process: melanosome transport; positive regulation of exocytosis. The transcript is spliced from 4 exons. Bases 209 to 871 code for a protein of 220 amino acids. Gene Ontology annotation, molecular function: GTP binding; GTPase activity. Gene Ontology annotation, cellular component: melanosome; secretory granule.
GAGUAACAUCAACUAAUAAACGAAGAGAUAAAAAGAGAAUAGUGAAAACGAAUCAAAAAAUUGCCAAAAAAAUCACUUCAACUGCCAAUACUUGACAAUACUUACUCGAUUGAUUGUUGUUACUUUUUUUUUACUUCAUCUUAUUUGUCAAUAUUAUCAAUUUGAGUGAUCAAAAUCAAGGCCUGAUAUUAAAAGAAUCGAUUGGUUAAUGAUGACCGGAAAAAAUCAACUUCCCAAUCAUAGCCCUUCGGCUCCUGAUUAUGAUUAUUUGAUUAAAUUUUUGUCUCUUGGUGAUUCGGGAGUGGGUAAGACAAGUUUCCUUUACCAAUAUACUGAUGGUUCAUUUGAUGGUAAAUUUAUAUCAACCGUUGGAAUUGAUUUCAGGGAGAAAAGAGUUGUUUAUAAGCCACAAAAUUUAGACGGAGUUUCAAGGAGAAGUCAACGGAUUCACCUUCAACUAUGGGACACUGCAGGUCAAGAAAGAUUUCGUAGUUUAACAACGGCUUUUUUUCGUGAUGCAAUGGGCUUCAUUUUGAUCUUCGAUAUAACAAGUGAACAAUCAUUUAUCAAUAUUCGUGGUUGGUUAGAUCAAUUAAAGACUCAUGCUUAUUGUAACGAUCCCGAUGUAAUACUUUGUGGUAAUAAGGUUGAUCUAUUUGAGAAACGAGUUGUUUCCGAGGAACGAGCUAAACAAGAGGCACAAAAAUAUGGGUACUGUUUACAUUGCUGCUGGUUUUGUUGUCGUCUUUCCUGCCUCUGUAAUGAUUUGGCUAUAUUACACUCGAAAUACUUGGGAUCUUGUACUUCGUGCAGAGGCCGAGGCCAAAGCCACAAAAGAACCACAAGACUCCACUUGUCAGUCAAAAUCUGAGUCUUCUGAUAGUGACGAUUAUCACAACAAAUCGACUCCAAGAGUGCAAAGCAGAGUAAUUUAUCAGAGCCAAGAGAAUAUCGUUACAGUCCAUUCCGAUCAUGUUGAAAAGAAUUUCCCUGAUCAAGACUCGAUUAAUUCGGACGAAGACGAUGUUUCUAAACUCGAAUCAACUUCAACUGAUAUUGUUCUUGGAACGGUUGAAAUUGUUAUUGAGAAGACUAAUCAAUGAAGUAAUUGAUUUCAUGACAUGAGAAACUGAGCCACUACUUAAUUGUUAAACUGUUAGCAAAUCUCAUAUUGUUUUUGGUGCAAAAUUGUAAGAUUUUUAUCACUUUGUAAACCAGACGCUCGUUUUAAUCGAGUAGUUGACACGGAUUUGAAGUUAAACAAUUAUAUCAUGUGUAAAGUAUUGGAAAUUUAAUGAUAGAAAUUAGUAUAGAACAUGUAAAUUGUCAAAUUCCAUCGUAAAAAUAAAGCUCAUUUUUAUAUUCGAUUCCUUUCGGUAAGUCACAAGCCUGUACAUUUGCUGUUUUCUCGACAGUUAUUAGUUAAUAUCUUUACCACUCAAUCUUGUCUAAUCACUUUGUUUAAGUCUCACAAUCAAAGAGUAAUCAAUCAACUCUUUGAUUUAGAUUAUGAUUUUGGUGAAUUAUAUCCUUAAACUCAAUAACGAAUUUGUUCAUUGAAGUUAUUCUUCUUAUUCUCACCAUCGAAGCUUUUACGCUCAUGGAAUAACAUGGUGAAGAUUAUAAUCAACAACUGA